This is a messenger RNA of Xenopus laevis (African clawed frog), 1009 nucleotides long. Its product is annotated as olfactory receptor 11L1. The coding region runs from base 71 to 1009 and encodes 312 amino acids. The transcript has a single exon. The record is from RefSeq and is a predicted model, not a curated record. Lineage: Eukaryota; Metazoa; Chordata; Amphibia; Anura; Pipidae.
UGCUUAUAAUUUGGAUGGAAACAUGAUGUUUAUGUAUUAAUAUAUUUGUAAAUAAUUUCCUCUCCAGACAAUGAAUGAGAAGAACCAGACGUUGGUCAGUGAGUUUGUUCUCUUGGGAUUUCAGAAUCUCCACAACUUCAAGAUUCCCCUGUUCUCUCUGUUCCUUCUGAUUUACAUUAUUACAGUUUGGGAGAAUGUCCUCAUCAUAGUGUUGGUGUCCUCCAGCCUGAACCUCCAGUCCCCCAUGUACUUCUUUCUCCAACAGUUGUCCCUGUCUGAUCUACUGGAAUCCACAAAUAUUGUCCCCCUCCUGCUCCAAAUUGUAAUUUAUGACAGAGCCACAUUGUCCCUUGUUGGCUGUAUCACUCAAUUAUAUUUGUUUGGGUCUUUGGAAAUGUCUGACCUUCUUCUUCUAGCAGUAAUGUCCUAUGACCGAUAUGUGGCCAUCUGUAUCCCACUGCGUUACUCUUCUAUAAUGUCCCACAGGGUCUGUGUUAUAUUAACUCUAAUUUCAUGGAUUCUUGGCUUUGGUGUGACAAUGAUUACAAUGUAUCUAGUAGGGACACUACAGUUUUGUGACCAAAAUACCAUUAACCAUUUCUUUUGUGAUUUAUCUCCUCUACUAGACCUUUCCUGCUCAGAUACUUUCUCACUGCAAAUUGAAGUAUUUUUUCUAUCAGUUCCUUUGUUAUUUAUACCAUUUAUACUCAUCACUGUAUCAUAUAUGUGUAUUGCUCAUGCAAUCCUAAAGAUAGUGUCCAAUACCGGGAGACAAAAAGCCUUCUCCACCUGCAGCUCCCACUUGGCUGUGGUCUCCAUAUUUUAUGGGUCUAUACUUGCUAUUUACUUGUUUCCAUCUAGAAAACAUUCUCCAGCCAUGAGCAAAGUUCUCUCUCUGUUGUAUACAAUAGUAAUUCCUAUGGUUAAUCCCCUUAUUUAUAGCUUAAGAAAUAAAGAUAUCAAACCCUUAAUAUUAAACUAUGCAAAUAUACUAAAAUAUAAAAAUUGA